AUGGCUUCUCUCUUCACCUUUGCCUUUCUUCUUUCGAGCAUAACACUAUGGGUACUGCUUCUGACUCCUUUGCACUCAAGAGCCUAUGAUUACCAUACAGCUUGCAGUAAUCUGUAUGAUUGUGGAAAUAUAAGGAACGUUGGGUUUCCGUUCUGGGGACAAGGUCGUCCACAAGGUUGUGGCUAUCCUGAGUUGUUUCUCAAUUGUUCUGGAAAUUCGACCUUCUUAAUGAUACAAAGCGUUAGAUACUUGGUUUUGGAUGCCAAACCGGACAAGCAAGUUAUGAGAAUUGUUAGGUUUGACUACAUGGACGAUCUUUGCCCUGAUCAGUUUAUCAACCCGAUCCUUGAUCCUAAUGUGUUUGAAUAUGUGCCUGAACUAAAAUAUCUUACGCUUCAAUAUGGUUGUCUGCCAGCAAUUCCUUAUGUGAAGCUUGGACAAUUUUUUUGCUCCAAAAAUGGUCUUCAUGAUGAAAAUGGCUUUGCUCUGUUGGGUAAGGAUACAGGCCUUUCUGAGUUUUGUAAUGCAAGCAUCGUUGUUCCUAUUGAAGUUUCUCUGUCACUGGUUGAUAUUGUGGAUUUGAGCAAAAUCCAAGGAGCAAUCAGAAAUGGAUUUGAAGUGAAAUGGAUAGCUGGUACUGAUGAAUGUGACAAGUGUCAGAAAUCAGGAGGAGUAUGUGGCUAUGAUUGGGUUGCAAGAAGCAAUUCCUGCUUCUACAAAGAUGAAUCUUCAGCCUCCUCUCCGGUAACAGGAUAUCACGUAGCACCUUAUCGGCCUUCAGAGAACAGAACAGCCCUUAUAGCAGGCACUAGUGCAGCUGCUGCAGUUUUUUUAAUUCUUAUUGGAUUAUGCUUGUUCUUUAUCGUAAGACGAAGGAAAAGAAUUGCAGAACAAUCACAAACCAAGGACCUCUUCAUGGCCCCUUAUAGCAGAGGCGUUGCUACCUCCACAACAACUUCAUCUCAGAGUGUUCCAUCUUACGUUACCUCAAUGACUGAAUCUAAGCAAUACAGUUUCUUAUAUGGGGUUAAGGUGUUUAGCUAUGCUGAACUUGAGGAAGCCACUAAAAAUUUUGAUCCUUCCAUGGAACUUGGUAAUGGAGGUUUCGGCACUGUUUAUUAUGGCAUUCUGAAAGAUGGACGUGCAGUUGCAGUGAAACGGCUUUACGAAAGCAAUCUGAAACGUGUUGAGCAAUUCAGGAAUGAAGUUGAGAUUCUAGCUCGACUCAAGCAUAAAAACCUGGUUGCACUCUAUGGAUGCACCUCUAGACAUAGCCGAGAACUUCUCCUUGUCUAUGAAUACAUUCCUAAUGGAACAGUGUCAGAUCAUCUCCAUGGGAAUCGAUCUAAGUCUUCUUUGCUCCCUUGGUGUACCCGAUUGAACAUUGCAGUAGAAACAGCUGAGGCCCUAGCCUACCUCCAUGAAUCAGAUGUCAUACACCGGGAUGUUAAAACCAAUAACAUUCUCCUAGACCAUAACUUUAAGGUCAAGGUUGCUGAUUUUGGUCUUUCGAGGUUGUUCCCAAAUGAUGUUACCCAUGUGUCAACUGCCCCACAAGGAACACCCGGUUAUGUUGACCCUGAGUAUUAUCAGUGUUACCAAGUCACCAGUAAAAGCGAUGUUUAUAGCUUUGGAGUUGUCUUAGUUGAGCUCAUAUCAUCCUUAGAGGCCGUGGACAUCACCAGGCACCGCCAUGAUAUAAAUUUGGCCAGUCUUGCUAUAAACAGAAUUCAGAAUCAUCAAGUUCAUGAGUUGAUUGAUCCACUUCUAGGGUUUGAAAGAGACAAUGCAAUCAAGCAGAUGACAACAGGAGUUGCAGAGUUGGCCUUUAGGUGUUUGCAGCAAGAUGGAGACAUGAGACCCUCCAUGAAUGAGGUACUGGAAAUAUUGAGAGGAAUCCAAAAAGAAGGGUAUGGUGGACAUGAAGAUCUAGAGAAGAAUAAUAAAAGGGUGGAUGAAAUCAUGCUUUUGAAAGAUGCCCCUCCUCCAUUCUCACCAGAUUCAGUUGCAGAUAACUGGGUUAGCUCUUCUACUACUUCUACUUCCUCAUAACUUCUAUGAUUUCACUGUUGACCUAAAUGAGAUGAGGUGAUAAUGCACAUUGAUAUUUGCGCGGUCUGUAUAUAAUAUAUAUAUAGAGAGAGAGUAACUUACCCAAA
Messenger RNA from Neltuma alba, 2159 nucleotides. Its product is annotated as LEAF RUST 10 DISEASE-RESISTANCE LOCUS RECEPTOR-LIKE PROTEIN KINASE-like 1.3. Gene Ontology annotation, biological process: protein phosphorylation. Gene Ontology annotation, molecular function: polysaccharide binding; ATP binding; protein kinase activity. The record is from RefSeq and is a predicted model, not a curated record. Bases 1 to 2052 code for a protein of 683 amino acids. NCBI's taxonomy places the organism in Eukaryota, Viridiplantae, Streptophyta, Magnoliopsida, Fabales, Fabaceae. The transcript is spliced from 4 exons.